Messenger RNA from Dermacentor silvarum, 434 nucleotides. Its product is annotated as kunitz-type serine protease inhibitor PILP-3-like. Lineage: Eukaryota; Metazoa; Arthropoda; Arachnida; Ixodida; Ixodidae. The record is from RefSeq and is a predicted model, not a curated record. Bases 25 to 354 code for a protein of 109 amino acids. Gene Ontology annotation, molecular function: serine-type endopeptidase inhibitor activity. The transcript has 3 exons.
ACGCUAACCAAGAAGGAUUCAAGAAUGGCUUAUUUUGCAUUCCUCACACUCGUCACGCUCGUUGCAAGCAACUACCUAAUCAGUGGAACCGACUGGAGAGAGCUGGUGAACAAUGAUUGCAAACCACCAGCGGGUGAUCUGAAGCUACCACAGUGUGAGCAGCCAGUUAGACCAGGGAUGUCGUGCCCGACCGAUCAUAAUCCCCAGUGUCGUGAUCAAUGGUACUACGACAAUCGUACUGGUGAAUGUCUUCACUUUUCGUAUGCUGGGUGCAGCGGAAAUACCAACAAUUUUGGAUCCAAGCAGGAUUGUGAGAAAAAAUGCAAGCCUCAAGAAGUGAAAUCAACCUCUUGAGGGGAAACCUCCAAGAAAUGCUGCUUUCUUUCUUUAUUUCUUCAUAGCUUAGAGAUAUGGAAAUAAAAGUUUUGCCAUCU